Paraphaeosphaeria sporulosa is the source of this 2298-nucleotide messenger RNA. RefSeq lists its product as uncharacterized. NCBI's taxonomy places the organism in Eukaryota, Fungi, Ascomycota, Dothideomycetes, Pleosporales, Didymosphaeriaceae. Bases 393 to 2195 code for a protein of 600 amino acids. The record is from RefSeq and is a predicted model, not a curated record. The transcript has 4 exons.
UAGAAACAUCGGCCGCUAGGAUCGCUCCGCUGCUACACCUAUGGACAUUUGCCGGUGGAGAAUUGAAGGACUCAGAAUAGCGGGCUGUGCUGGGAAUUCCUGCUAAGCUAUACGAAGCUGCUGGUUUACUUGUGAGUAUGGCACUGGUUAUCUUGGUGGCAUUGCCAUAUCGCUGCUGAUUGACCGCCUUUCUUUUUUAUCGUCACAAUCUUUAUAUGCCCGGUUGGCUUCUAGGUUGUAUGCUUCCCACCACAUUGGGCCCCGCUCGUCACAAAGGUAUGCAUGAGCAUGUCAAUUAGUGCGUCCAGCAAACCAUAUUCAGGAUCUCGGAUCUACUACGUGGAUUGGGUCGCGUUCUGGAACCAGUUAGCUAGAUUCGGUAUCAAUUGCCUAUGCGCAUCGCGCCUGGCCCAAUGACGGACGAAAAUACCCUGCACCAGGAAAACUUGGGAUACCCUUGGCCAAAUUCCUUCUUCGAAGAUCGCAACUUCCCUGAAGAGAAGUCUUUUUUGGAGGCUCGAAAUCAGAUAAAUCCGACUGAUGAUGACAUCCUGAACUUCCUGCUGGACUAUGACGAGAACACCGCCGAAGAAGAGAUCAUUACUAAGUUCUGUUCGGGUGUCCAUCAUUCUGCGCUCACAAAUCCCCGUGCGCAACAUUCGAGGAGGGCAUGGCUUGACGACCGGCGGUGGGACCGCCCUACCAAACCGAGCUCACGUGAAGAAGAGGCCGAGAAGCAAAUGACACCACCAGUCAACAUGGCAAAGGAGUCAGAAUCGAAAGAUCUUGUCGACGAAGCGCGCACAUCUUUGCAGGACCGACUGAAAUACAAGAUUGAUUCUUCAUUCCGCGAAUACGAACCCCCUUUGUCUGCGUUAGAUUUGUUUCGGUACCUGAAGAGGAAGCGAUUUGGACAUGGAUCUCUUCCAGAUGCCGAUAGAAGAUUGAUCUACGUGUGGCGCCUAACGCCGGUUUAUGUGCAUGCACUGGUAAGAACCUGUACACAACAUCAGUCAGCUGCCUUGAAAGCAACUCUCUACAUGCAUAUCGCGCGAAAGACAGAUAUGGGAGUGAAUAUUUCGUAUAAUUCUAUCGACACCUUCGAGCUAUACUUCUAUAUGCCAUUCUAUACACUGAAGGUGCCCGACGAUCCGGAUAUACGCCAUGACGGGCUGAAUGGAAGUUCACAUCCGGCUUGCCUAGAUAUAUUUUCUAUAACCGGGAAAAGCAGCCAAGUCCUUGAAAUGGCGCACAUAGCCAUCAACAUUUGCGGUGUCGCGGAUCGUCGUUGGACAGGUUACGCGUUCGUGGAUGGCGACGAGUGCAUGAGCGAGGAAGACUUUGAUUACACUACGAUAGUCCCAGAUCAAUUCGCACUUAAUGGCGAAGUAGAUGCGAACCGCCCCAUCUGGAGCCCGAGAGAGUAUUUUAUGCGCAUACUUCCUAGCCGCGUGGAACAGAUUGUCCGAAGAUGGUCCUGGAUCAUUCAAAAUAUCGAAAGUGGUGCUCAAGAAGACAUUCUCAGUCCAACUGCAGGAUAUGGAGAAAAUGAAGAGAUCGCAUCGACUUUCAAGCGAACCCAAAAGGCGGCGAAAACCCUCGGCGUCUUGCAUGACGUCCUUUCGGAGAGUAAUGACGCGUGGGCCGAGUUCUCAGCUCCUGGUGGAGACAUAAUAUACUUCGAACAUACCACUGGUCUAUCAGCCACUUCCCAGAAACAAAUCAAGCGCUGUCUUCAAGAUCUCAAGGGCAAGUUCCGCAGGAUGCGCGCACUGCAGAGAAGACUGGAGACCCUUGAACGCCGGUAUCAAAGGGCAGUAGAUAGCCUUGAACGACUUUUAGUCGUGGAGAGCAACAAGGCUGCGAAAUCUAGCGGGGCACAUGCAGAAUUGAUGGUCGCUUGGAUAUCACCAGUGGCGAUCGUGAGCGCGUUCUUUUCAAUUCCAGCACCAUUCGUCCCGCGCACGCUAAUAGCAUUCACUGUUGCUAUGUUGGUUGUCGCAGGGUUUUUACAGCUUGUCAUUCGCUUACAGCGAAAAGGUUGGCGGUGGCAGAUACAGAGAUUUUGCUCACAUGUACUACACCAAAGAGAGUCACGACCAGUGGUAUCUGGAACCACCGAACAGAUUCAUGACCAGCAGACAUCUCCAUUUCGUGUGGAUACUGGACAGACUCUCGUAGACUCUGGUGUAUAAGGCGAGGCUGGAACAGCUUUUCCCAAUCCUUGUUAAGAUACCCCUGCCUUGAAAUCUCAUGGGCUAUACUUCAUUCAAAGCGAUCAACGAUUCUCUUAUCACC